AUGGAGCAACACAACAACAAUCAGUCCUCAGGGCAAGUUGAGGAUCAUGGCUUUGAACCCAUUUCGCUCCCGGCUACCCCAUCUCCCUCGGCUACCCUAUCUCCCGCGUCGUCUUUCUACGUUUUCACAUCAGGCUGGGCAUCGGAUACACAAGACUCUCCUGUCGGACUGAAGGAUGACGGCCAUGACCUACCGGACUACGGAGACUUCGAGAUAUUCGGCCAUGACCUACCAGACUACGGAGACUUCGAGGUACUCGGCCCCAUAUCUAUUUCUGAAGAGGCUUCAGGUCCAGAAAACGACUCUGCCGCCGUCGCCGCCAGUGCUAUUGAACAUGAGUUCGAAGGCGACCUUGUCUAUGUUCCACAAGUUGAAUCCCACGAGGCUCGGAAGAGAAAGCAAGGGGCCAGAAUUAUCCUCCAAGCCCGGAGACGGAAACUACAGGCCCGGCGUCGCGCCAUUCAAGACGUGACUGUCGUCGCCGGUGGCGCUCAUGUGGAGACCCUCGCCGCCGUCCGCUCUUCCCAUUCCUCCGCGUUGGGCAAAAACUACAGCAGCCCCCCGGCCGCGGCCCAAGCUCGCCGUCGCCGCAAAAACGCCUACCCAUCACCCUGGGCUCUUCCCUCUCCCAAAGAGGAAAAGGAAUACGACGCAGACUGCGAAUCCGACACCGACGACGAUAAAGAGUCCGAUGUUGUCCCGGAUGAUCGUCCUCCCUUCGCCCAAUCCGCCCUUCGCGUCCGCAACAGGCCCCUGGGCCAAAUCAAGAUUCAGAAACAGGUCAACGAGCGAGCGCAAAAGAGAUUUCGUCGCAUCGCCAUGAAGGGCUGCGAGAGACACGAGGGUGCCUUGCAGAGAAGCUUGCGGAGGGAGUUGACUGUCCUCGCAGAAGAGGAACGUGCUUUGCAUGCGGAAAUCGAGGAGACGAAGGAGAAUGACAAGGUCGAGACGGAAAUGAGGAGGCGUAUGGAAUCGACAAGCGACAAGGAGGAAGAUAGUGAUGAGGGUCGGAAAGGAUGUGGAUGCUUUGAAGAGGCUUGA
Molecule: messenger RNA, 1041 nt
Organism: Sordaria macrospora k-hell
Lineage: Eukaryota; Fungi; Ascomycota; Sordariomycetes; Sordariales; Sordariaceae
Source: RefSeq, a predicted model, not a curated record